Paramecium primaurelia is the source of this 590-nucleotide messenger RNA. Lineage: Eukaryota; Ciliophora; Oligohymenophorea; Peniculida; Parameciidae. The record is from the annotation of a GenBank genome assembly.
AUGUAAUAAAAUGAUAAAAAAAUUGAUAUCAAUCCUCUUCCUAAAAAUUAAAUUAUAGUUCCUUAUUAUUUUUAAACACAAAAAUAUGAUUUAACAGAUAAUGAUCUCAAUAUACUGUCUAAAUAUUUUUAAGAGUAUUUUGUAUAUUCACUACUAAUAUAAGCAAAACAAUAUUGUAACAAAUACCCAAUAAUUUAUCCAAAUAUAAGAGUUUAAAUCCAUAUAAAGAUUCUUUUAAAAAAGUUCUUAUCUAUUUACUGAUAUUUUAGGUUGCCUUGAAAUAUUUAACACAUUUCCUAUAUUUUUUAAUACUUUUUCUAUUUAUGUAUUUUUGGAUUGGGUUGUUUAUUAUAGUUUUUACAGAUCCAAUCAUAAUGACUCUGUAUAGUUAUUUUAUACUUUACUUAAUUUUGUAUAAAAGAAUACGAUUAGGAGUUGUAUUAAUAUUAGAUUAUGGAAAGUCUAUACAUUUACAAAUUUAUUUAAAAUCAAUGAAUAAAAAAUAUUUUGGUAGCAAUGUGAUUUAAUGGAAUGUUGGAGGAGGAGGAAAUUGGAUACAAAUAGAUGAUUUAACACAUUUAAAAAAAUGA